UGUACAGCAAGUCUGCCAAGAUGAUGGUUCAUCUGGUGACUUGAAUUGUAUCCUAUUUUGGAUUAAACUUCCAAGAAAAAUGAAAGGCUUUCCCAGAAAAUUAGAGAGAGAGAAAGAGAGAGAUAGAGAGAGAGUUUUCAUCAUUUCCCAACGUCAUAUGGUGAAGCCUCUUUAAAACUUUCUAAACCUGUAAUCCUAUAACCAUUAUCUUAGACACAGUUUUGAUGGAAAACCCAGUUCAGCAUCCUUAUCAUCUUCUUUUUGUACUGUUUUUUUUGUCACUCUUUCAUCAUUCAAGCCAGCAGCUGCAACCCUCUCAAUCUCAUUCUCAGUCUCUUCCGCUAAUUCAGCAGCUUCUUAACUACCCAUCACUCCUUGGCAAUGGCAGCUUUAACAUUUCCACAGAUUUCUGCAAUAUUGGACCAACUUCAUCUCUAACUCUGGUGUGCUAUGAAGAUAACAUAACCCAGCUUCACAUUGUAGGAAACAGUGGGCUUCCUCUGCUUCAAAAUAUCUCCACUGAAGCUUUCUUUGACUCUCUUGUUACUUUAUCUAGCUUGAAGGUCCUGUCUCUGGUUUCUCUUGGCUUAUGGGGCCCAUUGCCUGCAACUAUUGGUCAGUUAUCUUCACUGGAAAUACUUAAUGUAAGUUCAAAUCACUUCACUGGUGCCAUUCCAGAGCAACUUUCAUCUUUGAUGAGCCUUCAAACACUUGUGUUAGACCAUAACAGGUUUACCGGCCAAGUUCCUGGUUGGCUAAGUUCACUUCCUCUUCUGGCUGUAUUGAGCUUGAAGAACAAUUCACUUAUUGGGUCUCUGCCGAAUACGAUGAAUAGCAUGGAAAAUCUUCGAAUUUUUUCGGUUUCUAAGAAUCAUUUGUCUGGAGAAGUGCCUGACCUUCAUAACUUGACAAACCUUCAAGUUCUUGAUUUAGAGGGCAAUUAUUUUGGGCCUCAUUUUCCAAAUUUGAACAGCAGGUUACUGACUAUUAUGCUCAGAAAUAAUAGCUUUCAGUUUGGCAUCCCUUCUGAAUUGAUCUCCUACUAUCAACUUCAAAGGCUUGACAUUUCCAUGAAUGGAUUUGUAGGACCCUUUCUUCCAUCAUUACUGUCCCUCCCUUCCAUAAAUUACAUCAAUAUUUCACAGAACAAAUUCACAGGACUUCUCUUUCAAAACAUGUCCUGCAAUUCUGAUCUUUCCUCUGUAGAUUUAUCCUCAAAUCUUUUAAGUGGAGACUUGCCUACCUGCCUUAAAUCUAGCUCCAAGACCAGGGUUGUCUUGUAUGCUAGAAAUUGCUUGUCCUGCCAAGAACAAGAGCAGCAUCCCUCUAAUUUCUGCAACAAUGAAGCACUAGCUGUGAAGCCUCAUGAUAAGGAGAAGCACAAUAGGCCUCAUGGCAAAGGAGUUCCUGCAUCAAGCACAAUAGGAUGGACUAUUGGAGGGAUUGCAAUUGUUGGUCUGGUUUUCUUGGUUAUCAGAAGAGUGCCUAGUUUUAGACAUAUUGUGAAAAAGCCUAAAGCAAGGCUAAUUAUGGCGAACGUGUCAACUGUAAACACAGUAAAGCUGAUUUCAGACGCAAGGCACAUAUCGCAAACAAUGAAGCUGGGAGCUAGCCUUCCUGCCUACCGUGCCUUUGCUUUGGAGGAGCUUAAGGAGGCUACAAAUAAUUUUGAUGACUCAAAUUUACUGGGUGAUGGUUCACAUAAUAAGAUUUACAAGGGAAAGCUCAGUGAUGGAAAUCUUGUAGCUGUUAGAAGCUUGACAGUGAAGAAAAAGCACAGCCAGCAGACCAUUACUCACCAUAUUGAGUUGAUCUCCAAACUCAGGCAUAACCAUUUGGUCAGUGCUCUUGGACACUGCUUCGACUCCUGCCAGGAUGAUUCAAGCAUCAGCAGAAUAUUUCUUAUUUUCGAGUUUGUUCCCAAUGGGACACUAAGAGAAUACACCUCUGGACUUCCAGGGAAAAAGAUGACUUGGAAAAAAAGAAUUGGAGCUGCUAUUGGAGUUACAAAGGGUAUUCAGUUCCUGCAUACUGGGGUUGUCCCUGGUGUAUAUUCUAACAAUCUGAAGAUAACAGAUGUUCUAUUGGAUCAUGAUCUUCAUGUAAAAAUCGGCAGUUUUUACCUGCCAUUGUUAGCCGAAAGUAAUGGAAUGGUGGGAACUGUAUUUUCAUCUCCAGGACUAAAACAAAGAAUUUUGACAAGGGAAAAUGAUGAUGAUAAGAAAGAAGUGUAUGACUUGGGAGUAAUCUUAGUUGAAAUCAUUGUUGGGAGGCCAAUCAUGUCCAAUGAUGAAGUAUCUGUUGUAAAAGAUCUACUCCAAGUAAGCAUAGCAAUUGACCAUAAAGCUCGAAGGAGCAUUGUUGAUCCAGCAGUUGCCAAGGAAUGUGGAGAAGAAUCAUUGAAGAUAAUGAUGGAAAUAUGCAUUAGAUGUUUGGCAGACGAGCAAUCUGAUAGGCCAUCGAUUGAGGAUGUUCUGUGGAACCUGCAGUUUGCAGCUCAAGUUGAGGAAUCACGCAAAGGAGAUCAUUCGCACAACAGCCAAGAAUCAGAUAUCUCAUGUGCCCAAGUUUAACAAUCUAGACGUGGAUCUGCCACCGAUGAGAUUCAAAUCGAGCACCAAGAGGCGGAACUAGAGCUUUAAAAUUGGAGAGCCAAACAUAUAUUUAGAAUGAACAAAAAUUGUUUAUGGUAUUGGGGUUGUAUGAAAAUUUAUGAGUUUUGGAAGGGCAAAACUAUUUUUUCACAAAGCAUUAUAUAAAAUGUGUGGAAAAAAAAUAAUAUAAAUUUUCAAAGUUGGGAGUCA
Messenger RNA from Hevea brasiliensis (rubber tree), 2804 nucleotides. RefSeq names its product probable inactive leucine-rich repeat receptor-like protein kinase At3g03770. Gene Ontology annotation, biological process: protein phosphorylation. The transcript has 8 exons. The coding region runs from base 225 to 2573 and encodes 782 amino acids. The record is from RefSeq and is a predicted model, not a curated record. Lineage: Eukaryota; Viridiplantae; Streptophyta; Magnoliopsida; Malpighiales; Euphorbiaceae. Gene Ontology annotation, molecular function: protein binding; protein kinase activity; ATP binding.